Gilbertella persicaria is the source of this 1830-nucleotide messenger RNA. RefSeq names its product major facilitator superfamily domain-containing protein. The record is from RefSeq and is a predicted model, not a curated record. The transcript has 9 exons. Gene Ontology annotation, molecular function: transmembrane transporter activity. The coding region runs from base 336 to 1643 and encodes 435 amino acids. Lineage: Eukaryota; Fungi; Mucoromycota; Mucoromycetes; Mucorales; Choanephoraceae. Gene Ontology annotation, biological process: transmembrane transport.
UUUUUUUCUCUCUCUCUCUCUCUCAUUUACAAUAUCAUUUUAUUAUAUCACAUAUGAAUGCAUGCAACUGCGUUGUGGUUGCUUAAAAAAAGAUUCUUCCUUUUUUUUUAUUAUGUACAUGUAUGUACUUUUGUUUUGCUUGAGCAUGUUUCCUGGUGUCAAUAUGCUUAUAUGCGUCUGUAUAUCUAUUAAAUGUAGACUGACUAUUGCAUACAUUAUGUUAUUCCAACGAUAGACACGCAAUGAGCUCAGUUUAUAUAAAUACGACUUUUAAAUAAGUCAUCUAUAAAAAAAAAGGAUUUGCAUAUUGUUAUUAUCAACCUCUUUCUCUUGUCAUGAUAUAUCCCUCUUCCCCUCAUAAACAUAAUCCUAAUUACCGAGAAAAAACACAAGAUGACAUAUCAGCAGAAGAAUCAGGGAUUUCUUCUCCCCCUCUUCCUAUCAUUCCUAAUACAGAUAAAUCACUUACAACAUAUGAUUGCAUAAAAAAAAGGCUAAUUAUCAAACAAAAAGUGAUAAGCGAUCCAAGAAAACUUUCACCUCCGAAAAAAAGAGUGAUACUGACAUGUUUAGCAUUUGGUGCUUCACUCAAUGGGUUUUGCUCUACUGUUUAUUACCCGGGUAUUCCAGAUAUCAAAACUGAAUUGAAUGCGCCUGAGAUUGGUAUUACACUAGUGUCAUCGCUCUUUAUCUUAUUUGGUGGUAUUGGGCCUAUAUUUUGGGCCUCUAUUUCAGAUUAUUAUCACAUUCGAAGAUCUCUUUACUUGAUUGGUUUGCUUGUAUUUAUUGGUGCGUCUAUUGGGUGUGCACUGAUUCAAAAUAUUUGGCUGUUGGUUGCAUUUCGAUGUUUUCAGUCAAUUGGUACUUCAGUGACCAUGUCUGUGGGUGCAGGUACCGUUGCUGAUUGUUGGGAGAUAAAAGAACGAGGUUCAGCCUUUAGUUUCCUGUUUGUGGGACAGUUCUUGGGUCCAUUGAUUGGCCCUAUUGUCGGUGGUGGUAUUACCUCAGGCACAGGUUGGCGAAGUGUAUUCUGGCUCUGUACAGGUUAUGGUAUAUUUUUGUUUUUAUUCUUCUUUCUGUUUUUUCCAGAGACCUAUCGUCUAGACCAUAAAUGGGAUCAAGGCUCAAUUUCUGUUCGAUCUUCAAUCACCUUGGUUGAACAAGUCAAGAGCCAAUCGGGCAAUAAGCAACCACCACCGACUAGGUUUAAUCCAUUCAAAAGCUUUGUCUUGAUAAAGUAUGUCUUUGUUGCUUUUGUUGCUAUUGAAAUUGGGUUUUGCUUUGGAAGCAUGUUCACACUCGAGACUUUGAUACCUGAUAUUUAUUAUAACCAAUACGGGUUUGAUUCUUGGCAAACAGGUUUAAGUUUCCUUGGUGCUGGUAUCGGAAAUGUGUUGGGGUCCAUUGUUUCUGGUCGAUUGUCUGAUUAUUUGUUGGCAAGAACCAGUCGAAAAAGAGGCGGCGUAUCUAAAGCAGAAGAUAGAUUUACAUUGAAUACAUGGCCGGGCGGUUUUAUUUUCAUUCCAUUAGGGAUACUGCUUUUUGGAUGGAGUAUUAUAGCUAAUUUUACAGUGUGGCCUGCUAUUAUAGGCUUCAGCAUUUUAUGCUUUGGCAUGAGUCAAGGUAGAUGUAAAUGCAUAUGAGUUUGAUUACAUAUUUACAUAUCUCAGUAUAUACGACAGGUUCUGCCUAUCUAGUAGAUGCAGUGCCUGGAAAAGGAGCAUCUGUAACAGGCUGCUGCAACUUUUUUCGAUUAACUAUGUCUGCUAUUCUUAGUUUUGUAUCGCCUAUUAUGGGGGCCAAGCUAUCGAUUGGCUAUGUAUGUGUACU